Molecule: messenger RNA, 3882 nt
Organism: Hibiscus syriacus
Lineage: Eukaryota; Viridiplantae; Streptophyta; Magnoliopsida; Malvales; Malvaceae
Product: TMV resistance protein N-like
Exons: 8
Coding region: 75-3446 (1123 amino acids)
Biological process (GO): defense response; signal transduction
Molecular function (GO): protein binding; ADP binding
Source: RefSeq, a predicted model, not a curated record
GCGUUUGAGGCCAUCUAUAUUUCUUUGAUUUGAACAUCAGAUUGAGACACCCUUUUUUCCUCCUCUAAUUUGUCAUGUUGUCGUUGCCUUCGUCUUCCUCGUCUAUUUCCAGACACAAAUAUGAUGUUUUUUUGAGUUUUAGAGGUGAAGAUACCCGCAGAAAUUUUACAGAUCAUCUCUAUGAUGCUCUUCAACGCAGUGGAAUCGUCACUUUCAGGGAUGACCCGAAGCUGGAGGCCGGCGAAGAGAUUGCGCCAGAACUCUUUAAAGCCAUUCAACAAUCAUGGUGUUCGGUAAUCGUUUUCUCCAAAACCUACGCCUUUUCAAGUUGGUGUUUGGAGGAGCUUGCUGAGAUUGUUAAACAAAAAUCGGAAAAAGGUCAUAAAGUAUUUCCAAUUUUCUAUGAUGUGGAUCCGUCAGAUUUAAGGAAACAAAAGGAUAAAGUUGGAGAAGCAUUUGCCAAACACGAAGAGACAUACAAGGAAGAUCAACACAAGAUCCAAAGAUGGCGAAAUGCUUUGACUGAGGUUUCUAACAUCAAGGGAUGGCAUUUGAAUAACAAGCAUGAAUCUAAAUUCAUUGGAGAUAUUGUUAAAAAGAUCUCAGCAACAUUAUGUCAAACGUAUCCUGUUGUUCAUGAUAAGUUGGUCGGAAUUAGAUCCCGUUUGGAGGAGUUGUAUUCAAAAAUCGAUAUUGGAGAAGAUGAUGUCCGUAUUAUAGGAAUAUGUGGAAUGGGUGGCAUUGGUAAAACCACUCUUGCAAGAGUUGUUUACGACCAAAUGUCAUCUCAUUUUGAAGGUAAAAGCUUUCUUGCUGAUGUUCGAGAACAAUCAAACAAAAAGGGACUUGUUUCUUUACAGAAACAACUUCUUAAAGAAACCUUGUCCGAAGGAGGAUUCAAUAUAUUCAAUGUUGAUAAAGGAAAUGCAAUCAUCAGUCGUAGGUUGUCUUACAAAAAGGUUCUUGUUGUUAUCGAUGAUGUUGAUAACAGAAAACAUUUGGAACACUUGGUUGGAAGGCGUGAUUGGUUCGGUUCAGGCAGUAGGAUCAUUGUAACAACAAGAGAUGAACAUCUGCUCCGAUCUUAUCGAGUCGACUAUGUUUAUAAGCCUACAACAUUGAGUCCCAAUGAUGCACUUCGGCUUUUUAAUUUGAAAGCUUUCGAUAGUGAGACGGCGUUGGAAGAUGUUUUCAUUGAGCUUUCUAAACAUGUUGUACAUUACGCUGGUGGUCUUCCCUUAGCUCUUGAAGUGUUGGGUUCUUUUUUGUGUGGUAGAGAUGCAACUCAAUGGAGAAGUGCAAUUGAAAGACUUAAACGAGACUCCAACAAAGAAAUUCUUGAUAGACUUCGAAUCAGUUUUGAUGGAUUGGAAGAAAGGGAAAAGAAUAUAUUUCUUGAUAUCGCAUGCUUCUUCAAGGGGGAGGAGAAAGAUUUUGUAACCAAAGUGUUGGAUGGUUGUGAGUUUUUCCCAGAUAUUGGAAUCGAUGUUCUCGUUAAGAAAUCUCUAGUGUCAGUUGAGGGAGACAACAGAUUGUGGAUGCAUGACUUGCUACAAGAAAUGGGAAGAAAAAUUGUUUGGGAAAAAUCUAUUGAUGAACCUGGAAAGCGAUGCAGAUUGUGGGAUGAAAGGGACAUCCAACAUGUUCUAACAAGAAAAACUGCCACGGAACUGAUUGAAGCCAUGAUCAUCGACAAUCGAAGGGAAUCGAACAAGACUCUCAAUUUGAGUGUCGAUGCCUUCUUGAAGAUGAAAAGAUUGAGAUUGCUCAAAGUUCUUUGCUUCUCAAAUUGUGAUGGUCUCAAAUAUCUUUCUAAUGAGCUACGGCUUUUAGAUUGGAAAGGAUUUCCUUUAAGAUCUCUGCCCUCUGGCUUUCAACCGGACAACCUUGUUGCACUGCUCUUACAAUACAGUCGCAUUGAACAACUAUGGAAGGGAAACAGACCCUUGUACAAGUUGAAAGUGUUAAACCUCACAGGGUCCCCGAACCUGAUCAAGACUCCGGACUUCACAAUGACCCCAGAUCUUGAAGUUCUGAUCCUGGAAGGUUGUACAAAAAUAGUUGAUGUUCAUCCAUCCAUAGCAGAGCUUAAGAGGCUUCAAAGUUUGAAUUUGAGUGGCUGCAAACGUCUUAGGAAUCUUCCAACCAAAAUUGGAAUGGAAUCUCUUCAAACAUUCAUUCUUUCGGGUUGUUCAAAUCUUCUUUGGUUUCCAGAGAUUGAUUGCAAAAUGGAUUGUCUAAAAACUCUUGAUCUUUCCGGAUGUUAUAGAGUUGGAUUUUUGCCAGAGAGUUUGCAGCUAGCAGAGUUUUUGGAAGAGCUUGACUUGAGUGAAACGGCCAUAACAAAACCACCGUCCUUCAUUUUUCGACUUAAAAAUCUUAAAUUUCUGUCUUUCAAUGGGUGCAAGAGAUCUUCAUAUAAGUUUCGAAAAAAUCUACCUUCUCUCUUCAAAAACUUCCAAAGAGGAAAGACAAAUUCAAUGGCUCUGAUGUUGCCUUCGUUGUCGGGUUUGAGUUCAUUGACAAAGCUGAAACUAAGGGACUGCAAUCUUUGUGAAGGAGAUAUUCCUACUGAUAUUUAUUGUCUAUCCUCUUUGGUAAUCCUCAAUCUCAGCAGUAACAAUUUCAUCAGCCUACCUGAUUCUCUUACUCGACUUUCCAAGCUUAAAAAUCUUCAAUUGAUGAAUUGUCGGCGGCUGAAAUCAUUGCCUGAGCUUCCAACAAGUACAGUAAAUUUGAGCUUAGAUGAUUGUGCUUCUCUGGAACUAAUUGCUAAUCCAUCAAAAAUAUGCAAUUCAAGUUAUUUUUGGCAGAUUAUAGGUACCAACUGCCACAGAUUGGCUGAGAACAUCAAUGCAUUAACAUUGCUGAAAAAACAUCUCAAGGUAUUUGCACAUUCAAGAGAAAAAUUCGAUGUUAUUAUACCAGGAAGUGAAAUCCCGGAAUGGUUCAGCCAUCAAAGAGUCGACUCUUCAAUCAAGAUGCCACUGCCUCUCAAUAUUUGGAAUGAUAGUCAAUGGAUGGGAGUUGCUCUCUGCUGCAUUUUUGCCGGUGGUGAUUCUUCGGGGGAUGAGGAAAUCUGGUGUAAUUCUGUUAUCCAUUGUGGAGAACCUCGACGUUUUGGUGAGGUUCCCAUUCAUUUAGGGAAAAGUUUUAAUCAGCCCAUAAAAAAUGACCACUUUUUUCUUCGUUACUUGGGGCGUGACGUGUUAUAUCCAUAUUCCUUGGAGAAUGAAUGUGGUGAAAGUGAAACCGAGAAUACAUCAACACCGGAUUGCUCAAAUCAGGAAUGCUAUGAACUUGAAUUGUCAUUCAAAUAUGUUGCUCUUGGUAAAGGUGUUGGGGUGAAGAAAUGUGGGGUUCGGAUAGUGUAUGAGAAAGAUUUGGAAGAUGUCCAACUUACAACAGAGCAACACAUCAAUCAAAGUAGGGUACAAAUUGAAUGAAGACUCCACUAUUGAUGGACACAGAGACAGACAUGUUAAGAACCAUUAGGUACAAAUUGAAAAUGUAUUAGAGAUAAAAGAUACCCAUGUUCGAGAGGUGAUGACACCUCUUGUUGAUGUAGUCGCAAUCGAUGCAAGUUCAACUCUUGUUGAGUUCCACAAUUUGUGGGUGAUUCAUCAAUAUUCAAGGGUGCCUGCUUUUGAGCAGCGGAUUGACAAUAUAGUAGGUAUAGCAUAUGCUUUGGACCUACUAGAUUAUGUUCCAAAGGUGAGACGAUUUCUGCUCAUAAUAUUUUUAUAAUAUUUUUUCUUUAUUUCAUUGGUAAGUCUUUGCUUAUUGAUGCAUGCAACAAUAUCAUAUUGUGCAGAAUUAUGAUCUGUUUGAUUUUGAAGGGUGAACUGCUAGAAAGUACUACUGUGGCAGAUAUGGCUCAUA